Molecule: messenger RNA, 4488 nt
Organism: Tetrapisispora phaffii CBS 4417
Lineage: Eukaryota; Fungi; Ascomycota; Saccharomycetes; Saccharomycetales; Saccharomycetaceae
Gene: YSP2
Product: Ysp2p
Exons: 1
Coding region: 1-4488 (1495 amino acids)
Biological process (GO): intracellular sterol transport
Cellular component (GO): mitochondrion; plasma membrane; endoplasmic reticulum-plasma membrane contact site
Molecular function (GO): sterol transfer activity; sterol binding
Source: RefSeq, a predicted model, not a curated record
AUGGGUGGAACGAAUAAUGAUAAAAGAUCGGUUAGUGAUAGCUCAUUUUUCAAGAUAUUUAAGAAGUUAGGUUCUUCCAGUAAAAAAAAUGGUAGUACUAGAUCAACAAAUAGGAAUUUUAAAAAUAAAAAUGUUACUAGCUCGAAUAGAAGCUCUGGUAAAAAGCAAUCUACUAGUUUAAGACAUUUGAAGAAUGAUUUCUUAUCAAAAAAGAGAACUGCUGAUUCUCAAACAAAUGCAUUAGAACUUCCCGAUAUUGUUUCUAUCAAAAGUGGUAGAAGUAGUAACAAAAGCAUGGAUUUAGGCUGGCAUCCAAGGAGGUCGAUUCACAACUCAACUAGAGGUUUCAAUAAAUUGAACUCUAAUAAUGUACCUGGCAUUUCGGAUAUUUAUGUCUCAUUAGAGAAUCCAUCAAAUGGAACUAAUAAUGGGACCAAUAAUGUUCCCGAUGAUAGCACAAACAACACAUAUAAUGGAAAUGCUAAUAAUAAUGGUAAAGCAAAUGGGAAAAAUAUGCAUGUUGCGGGUUCGAUAAAUUUUAAGCAUUUAAAUAAGCAUAAUAUAUCAGCAAAUGAUGAUCACCAAGGCACUGGAACAAACUUAUCCUCAAGGAUAACGAAUCAAAGUUUGACACAUUUAAACACUUCAAAUAAUGUGACAAAUACUUCACUUGCAACAAACAAUAAAGAGCAUGAUUCUGAACAUACAAUAUUCGGCACAUUGAUGGCAUUGGCAAACAAUGUCUCAUCCUCGAGAUUAUUACCUCAUGAAUCGGAUUCAAUAAGUAAAUUGCCAACGGAUACAGUAUUAAGUAAUAAUGAGAAUAUAAUUAUAAAUGGAACUGAAAUAUCGACAAAUACAACAUCAGAUAGUGAACUAGCAGAACCUCCAAAAAUAAGCGUCGUUACUGAGAACGGAAAACCAACUAACGAUAAUACAUUGGAACUUGAUCAUAAAACAGGAACAAAUAGUGAGGAACAUUCAAUUAAAAAUGGUAAAGAUCGCAUGACAACUGGUACAGCUAUAAGACAGGCUUUAUCCUCAGUUGAUAGAAGUAACUCAUUUUUACGUCAUUUAGACUUUUUAUUGGCCUCACCAGAGGCUUCUUCGCCAGAUGCACAUAGCACUGAUAAACUAAACUCUGCUACAAAUACAGAUACAAAUACAAAUUCGCAUGGUUUAUUUGAGAAGUUGGUUCAUGGAAAUGGUUCUCAAAAAUUAAAUGGUUCAUCAAGUGAUAUAACGAAACCAGAUAUGACCCAGGUUUCUACUCAGAGUAGAUUAUCUCACGAUAGAAUCGCAAAAGUUAAAUUCCAAUCUCUCAGUGAAGCAGAGCCGGCAUUAAACACAUUUGGUAAAGGUAAUUUAACAUUGGAUGCAUUGGCUAGAUCCUCAAAUUCUGAUAGCUCUGUCACGGAGAGUGAGAGACAUUACACUAAUCAUUCCGGUGAGAAUAUCGUAAUGUCAUAUGAAGGAAGUAAUAAAACUAAUGAAGUUCCAAAAAUCGAAGUAACGAAUACAAACAGCUCGAGCAGCAAAAACCAACCAUACGGUGUUAAAAAUAGUGUAAUGGACUCAAGUGUGAAUAAUUCUAAAACAAAUCUCUCUAAAAAUCUAAAGAGAAAUUCCGGCUCAUUUAGUAAUUUGUUGUCACUACGUACAAGAAGUAAAACAUUACCAGGUAACAAUGAAGAUACAGAUGAGAAGGAUCCAAAGAAGGUACCGAGACUAACUUGGAGUUAUGAAGAAUCCCAAAAUACUAAUAAUAAUAACAAUAAUAACAAUAAUAAUAAUAAUAAUAGCAUUCAAGAUGACAGUAUUGCAACUGAUUCCGAUGAACGACAACCAAGAAGACUAUCAAGGAAGUUUUUGGAUAGAAGAUCAUUCUCGCCUAGUAUUGGCAUGAAAGUUCUUCCACCAAUGAAAAAUUUAGCAUCAACAUUAAAUAGAAGAGGUGGUUCUAUUAGUGAUCCAUCCCUCUCCCAAGCUAACAAUGGAAAUGGCGAUAGCACUCGUGCUAGAGCUAGUACUGCAGCAUCGGCUGUUAUGAGUCCGACAUUAAACGUCGAAAUAGAUGAUAAAAUAGAGUUGCAAGGCAUCGAUUAUGCAUCUGAGAAAAAGAAUGCUGAGUUCCAUAAGUUCUUCAAAGACAUUACAGAAAUUAAACAAAAUGAACGUUUAAUUUUAGAGUUAAGCUGUGCUCUCUCUCGUGACAUUCUGAUUCAAGGUAAAAUGUAUGUGACGGACCAAAAUAUAUGUUUCAAUUCCAAUAUAUUAGGUUGGAUUAGCUCUGUCAUUAUUCCUUUUAAGGAAAUUGUUCAAAUAAAGAAGAAAUCCACCGCAGGUAUCUUUCCAAAUGGUAUUGUCAUUGACACCCUGCAUACUAAAUAUGUAUUUGCAUCCUUUAUUUCCAGAGAUUCAACAUUCGAUAUUAUAACGGAUAUUUGGAAUCAAAUCAUUCUUGGUAGACGUCAUUUUAACUUAAGGGGCGGAGAUGAUCUAAACAGUAAAAUGUCUAUCGACAUAGGUUCUGAUUCGGAUAUUUCAGAUUUUGAAGAUGAAACACAUCGUAGAUCAAGUGACGACGCCAACUACUUACAAACGGAAGAAAAUGCUGCAUACGAUGACGAUAGUCUCGGAUCUUUGAUCGACAGUACGGAAAUGACUUCUACAGAUGAAGCCGAUGAUGAAAAACCUAAAACCACUAAAGGGACUUCUGAUCUCAAUGAAGGUCCAAAAAAACAUGGUCCAACUACAGUUGACUACAAAAUGAGUGAUAAUCAAAAGCUAAUUAAUGAAACUGUAUUUGAUGCACCUUUAGGAAAAGUCGUAAAUAUGUUAUAUGGUUCAGAUACUUCAUAUUUGUCAAAUAUACUAAAGGCACAGAAAAAUUAUAAUAUAUCGAGUUUAUCUGGUCUACUGGGUAAAAAAACUCGUGAAUUCAACUACACCAAACCAAUCUCAGGACCAAUUGGACCAAAUAAGACAGUUUGUAAUAUUACAGAAACCUUAGACAAUUAUAAUUUACAAGAUAAUGUCCAAGUAACACAAAUCUCAAAAACUCCUGAUGUUCCAUCUGGUAGCUCUUUCUUUGUUAAGGCUGUUCAUGUUUUUACCUGGGCUCCGAAUAAUGCAACCAAAAUGCAAGUAUACCUAUCUGUUGAAUGGACAGGUAAAAGCUGGGUCAAAGGUGCAGUUGAAAAAGGUACUUUUGAUGGUGUGACGGCUACAACCAAUACCAUGGCAACUGAGUUAACAAAGUUUGUACAAGAUAUAAAAUCAUCACUUACUGAAAGCAAAGAUGUGGCUGAAGAAGAGGAGGAAGUUUUAAAACUUCCGACCUUGGAACCUGCAACUCAUGCGCCAACUGACAAUGGUUACAAGAAAGAAAAAGAUGAUAAAAUAAUUGAUGAAAAUGUUAAUUUUAAUGCUCCUUUAGGAACUGUAUUUCAAGUAUUAUUUGGCAAUGAUACGUCUUAUAUGACAAGAAUCAUUAAAACAAAAAAUAUCGAACUAUCUGCGGUGCCAAAAUUUGUAAAUAAUGCGAGAGAAUACAAUUAUGUCAAGCCGUUAAACAACUCUUUAGGCCCUAAACAAACAAAGUGUCUACUAACUGAAAAGAUUGAACACAUGGAUACAAAUGGUUACAUUAUGGUAAGGCAAAUUACCAAAACACCAGAUGUCCCUUCAGGUAAUAGUUUCUCUAUUCACACGAGAAUCUUUUUGUCAUGGGGUCCUAAUAACACUACUGAUAUGACUGUAGUAACCAAUAUUAUCUGGGAGGGUAGGUCGUUUAUCAAGGGCGCCAUUGAGAAAGGGUCCAUAGAAGGACAAAAAUCUUCAAAUCAAAUCUUAAUUGAAGAGUUAAAAGAUAUAAUUGCAAGCAGUGUAUCAUCUGGUAAGAAGAGAAAGAGAUCGAAAUCGAAGCGUAGAAGAUCAACGAAAGAAACAUCCAUACCACAAGAUGUUAUUCCAACAACUGCUGCUACGAAAAACCAAGGUAUCUUUUCAUCUAUAUUUUCAAUAUUUGAAAAUUUUGAUAUAACCUCUAUAAAUGGUAUCAUAACUCUUGUCGUCACAUUUAUUGUCUGUGUCUUAUUCUUGCAAAAAUUGUUCGGAAGAAGCCAAUCGAAGAUUCAAGUUUUAAGACCAGGUAAGAUGUUGAUUGAUGGACAAGAGUAUAACUUUGUGCCUAAUGUCAAAACACUAUAUGACGUUUACGAAAAUGACAUUAAAAGUUCCAGUAAACGUAAGAACUCCGGUUCUGUAGAUCUUUUACAAGAAACAGAAGGGGAUAUCUGGAACUGGAUUAACGAAAGAGGUGAUAAUUCUCUUCAUUCGACUUUUGAGGAUAUUUCAUUUGAUAUGGAUAAAUUACAAGGUAAAGCUCCAAAUUACAAGUUACAACAACUUCAAGAAGCAAUUAAGAUCACAGAACUACAACUUUCAAAAAUGCGAAAUUUAUUAGAUAAUUUGCAGAAUUCAUGA